ACAUACAAAACAAAGACAAUUUCGCACAACACUCAAACAUGUCAUCGAUUUCGGAUUGCAGAGGCAAGACAACAUGGCCGGAGUUGCUGGGAGCUGCAGGGAGGGAGGCGGCGGACACAAUUGAGAGGGAAAACCCAAAUGUGAAUGCGGUGAUAGUGCUGGAUUCGCCGGAGACUGUUGUGACGGGUGAUUUCCGCUGCGAUAGGGUUCGUGUUUGGGUUGACACCAACGGAAUCGUCACCCGAGUUCCCAUUAUUACUUAAGCAUCGAUAGCAUACGUUAAAUAAAUAAGAAAGAGAUGAUAAUCUCUUAACAUGUAUUCUUAUAAGUAAAUAAUGUGAUUUGUCGAUGUUUCGUACUAAUAUAAAAGAGAGACUGUAAUCUCUUUACUUGGCUUAUUAGUUAUUA
This is a messenger RNA of Linum tenue, 408 nucleotides long. NCBI's taxonomy places the organism in Eukaryota, Viridiplantae, Streptophyta, Magnoliopsida, Malpighiales, Linaceae. The record is from the annotation of a GenBank genome assembly.